AUGAGUUAUUCGUUUCGACAAGGCACAAGCGCGGACGCUUAUCGACCCUCUCGCGGUUCCUUUUACAAGGCCCCGGGUACGCUGGACCGGGUCCAAUCUCUCUUGCCGACCGCGGCAAAUCGACAGAUCGCAGACUUUCAGACACGCGGUGCAUCGCUAGCCUCGGGCGGCACAGAGGGCUCUAGAGCCAGGGCAGCGCUAGGGACACAAAUAUGGCAGAUCUUUAAGUCUGUUUUUAGCGUCGCGAAUGGCUUGGUUCUCCUGUGGUUUUGGACUCUGUGGUGGGGGGAGCGGACUGUCUUUCGGGAGAGCCUGGAGACAUGCGCGUGGGGGAACUGGGAACACUGGCCUCGAGAUGCGACGCCACACCAUGUUGCCUUCAUUGCCGAUCCUCAGCUCGUUGACCCUCAUACGUAUCCUGGCCGACCGUGGCCGCUUUCCACUCUGACGGUGCGGUUCACCGAUCAAUACAUGCGACGGUCGUUCUGGUCGAUUCAAAACAAACUCGGUCCCGAUUCCGUGCUGUUUCUGGGGGACUUGUUCGAUGGUGGUAGAGAAUGGGGAACGGCCCACAGCUCCAGUCCGGAGGAGCGGUAUAAGAAAUAUAAAGAUUCAUUCUGGAAGGAGGAGUACCAUCGCUUCGUGAAGAUCUUCCUGGAUCAGUGGAACGAAGGUGAUCGGUUCUCGACCAAUCCCCGCGGCCGCAGGAUGAUUGCUAGUCUGCCUGGAAACCACGAUCUUGGGUUCGGGUCCGGGGUGCAGGUGCCAGUUCGCGAUCGGUUUCAGAUGUUCUUCGGAAAAGGCAAUCGGGUCGACGUGAUUGGGAAUCAUACCUUUGUUUCGAUGGAUACGGUCUCCUUGAGCGCUAUGGACCAACCCGACCCCGAGACCGGCAGUUCAGGCGCUGGAUCUGGGGACGGGCACCGACCGAACGAACACAUUUGGAAAGAAGCGGAGGAUUUUCUUAACAAUAUGAGCGUGUAUCGGGCGAAAGCAGAGAUGGAGGAGCUACGCAUGUUGAACAAUCAAAGCGAAGGCCAUCUUUUCACUCAUAAGGCCGUCGAUAUCUCCGAGCCUUCGGUCGCGCAAAGACCCCAGCCUGAGGUCGUCGGUCUUCCCGCUGUUCUUCUGACUCAUGUUCCGUUGUAUCGACAACCGGCGACGCCUUGCGGGCCAUUGAGAGAGCACUGGCCUCCUUCGUCCGAGGGUGAGCUGGAGAAAGACGAGCGCAAUGCCCUCACCAUCGCGGGUGGCUACCAGUACCAAAACGUUCUGACCCAGACCAUCUCCAAGGAUCUUGUCAGUAAGGUCGGGCCAAACCUCAUCCAGGUUUACUCGGGAGACGAUCAUGAUUACUGUGAGAUUUCCCACCGUGAGUUCAGCGGCUCGCCCAAGGAGAUCACGGUGAAGAGUCUGUCCUGGGCCAUGGGAGUCCGUCGCCCGGGCUUUGUCCUCACCAGUCUCUGGAAUCCCAUCGAUCCAGCCACGGGGAAACCCACGGCGGAAGGAAACACCGCCACUACGCUUCAAAACCACCUAUGUCUUCUCCCCGAUCAACUCUCCAUCUUUAUCCAUUACGGCCUUAUCCUCGGCCUUACACUUGCCGUGCUGUUGGUCCGCGCUGUCGUGCGCGCGGCAUUUUCCCCCAAGUCCACCUCAAGUCCUCUCCUCCCCCUCUCCGAAUCCCGCCCCCCUCAAUAUGAAUUCUCCCAAGUACCUUCCUCAGGUACGUCCAGCUCCAAGUUCCCGUCUCCGGGUGGCCUGGCCAGCCGAGCGACGAACUACCCGCCUCGACACAAGUCAUCCCCAACCCAUCAUGAUGCUUACCCGAGUGCAGAUGCAGACGAGGACAAGCUGGACCGUACGAAGUGGAAACCGAGCCACGCGGAUUCCCGAGGGAGAUCGGGAAGCCGGGUGCGGUUGAUCUGGGUCGAGUUCAUCGACUCGGUCCGACACGUCGCUGCGAUUGUGUUUGUGUGGUAUUUUUUCCUCAUUUGGCGGUGGUGA
Molecule: messenger RNA, 2007 nt
Organism: Aspergillus melleus
Lineage: Eukaryota; Fungi; Ascomycota; Eurotiomycetes; Eurotiales; Aspergillaceae
Product: putative manganese ion homeostasis (Fr)
Exons: 2
Coding region: 1-2007 (668 amino acids)
Biological process (GO): GPI anchor biosynthetic process
Cellular component (GO): endoplasmic reticulum
Molecular function (GO): hydrolase activity
Source: RefSeq, a predicted model, not a curated record